This is a messenger RNA of Maudiozyma barnettii, 627 nucleotides long. RefSeq names its product SRP1/TIP1 family protein. NCBI's taxonomy places the organism in Eukaryota, Fungi, Ascomycota, Saccharomycetes, Saccharomycetales, Saccharomycetaceae. The record is from RefSeq and is a predicted model, not a curated record. Bases 1 to 627 code for a protein of 208 amino acids. The transcript has a single exon.
AUGGUCUCAAUUAAAUCCACUAUCCUAGCCUCCGCUGUUGUCGCUAUCUCUGCCGUCAACGCUGCUAACGUUACUGCCGAACAAACCAAUGACUUGCUAGUUAUCAUCAACGAUAUCGAAAGUCACAUCUCAGACUAUUUAUCUCUAGAGACAUCAGGUAAUUCUACUUUCCAAGUUCCACCUGAAGUUUUAUCUCUAUAUGCCCAAAUAAAUACUUACACUGAUGAAACAUUUACUUCUUUGUUCACUGAAUUAGACGUCAGUGCUUUGACCGCUACCAUCACUAACUUGCCAUGGUACUCUUCUAGACUAUUGCCAGCUCUAGAAAGAGCUAACACGGAUGUUGCUACUAAUGAGACAGAAUCUGCCACCACUAGUGCUACUGCUUCUGCUAAUGAAACUGCCUCUAUCACUUCUUCUGUUUCUGAGGCUAGAAACAGUUCCUCCAUCACUCAUGUUUCCUCUUCUCACUCCUCUACCAAGUCAUCCUCUAAGAACUCUACCUCUACUUCUCAUAGUGGUAACUCUACUAGUACUAAGACUUCCAAGUCUAAAAAGAAUGCCGCUGAUUCCGUCGGUGCUUCUUCAGGUUUACUAUUUGCCGGUCUAGCUGCUCUUCUAUUGUAA